Molecule: messenger RNA, 2071 nt
Organism: Haliotis rufescens (red abalone)
Lineage: Eukaryota; Metazoa; Mollusca; Gastropoda; Lepetellida; Haliotidae
Exons: 17
Coding region: 174-2000 (608 amino acids)
Source: RefSeq, a predicted model, not a curated record
GACAAUUAGGUGUUGACUCUACUGCGCAGAAAGCUGCACCUGACAGGAUAUUACACAAAUAGAACAACAUCCUGUUUUCUAUGGUAUCCUGGUAGACAUAUUUAUAAGGACGUAUACGUGAACUUCUGACGAUCAAUCGGAGACAGAACUCACCAACAGUCUAAAAAGACGCCAUGUUCCCGGCAAUACUUGUCAUUGUUUUAUCUCUUCUGAAAGCUUCUAGCUGUGCCCCAAGCGCUCCGGUCAGUGGGAAUGACCCAGGUGGUCAUCGCUGUUACUCCUGUGCAAGUGUGGACAAACCGUAUCUAUGUAACGUGACCACACAGUGCAGACCUAAUGAGCAAUGUUACACAGAUGAAUAUUCAAUAAAUCAGGGAUUGAGUUAUUUCAGCGUCGGCUGUCGAAGAGUUUCAGAAUGUCAUGCUGCACUCGUCGGGAGAUCAGACCCCAGUAGGCGUGACGUGAAGCGACUCAAGUGUGUGGAGUGUUGCCAUGGCAACCUUUGUAACGCCGGCGGCUGCAGUGCAGGGCUUGGCAAGGGCAACGUGUGCUACAGCUGUUCAUUUAUAAAUGACCCACGACGUUGCGAGCAUGUGACCAGAUGCCAGGCUGAUGAGAACUGUUACAUUGAGAAGAUGUUUACUGAAGACUUUAAUAUCAAGUAUAAUCUUGGGUGUGUUGGAAACGGGGAAUGUGAAACUCUUCGUCAAUUAGGACAGCCUGUAGGAAAGCGAGACAAAGCGAUCUCCACCAUGUGUGCUACCUGUUGUUAUGGAGAUAAAUGCAACGAUGUUUGUUUCGUCCAAGGUAUCACAACUUCAAGUCCUCCAAUGACUGAAGAUACAACUGUGGUUCAUACAACCAGUGGGAUGCCAUAUACAAGUCCUUCAAUGAUUGGCAAGGGCAACGUGUGCUACAGCUGUUCAUUUAUAAAUGACCCACGACGUUGCGAACAAGUGACCAGAUGCCAGGCUGAUGAGAACUGUUACAUUGAAAAGAUGUUUACUGAAGACUUUAAUAUCAAGUAUAAUCUUGGGUGUGUUGGAAACGGGGAAUGUGAAACUCUUCGCCAAUUUGGACCGCCUGUGGGAAAGCGAGACAAAGCGAUCUCCACCAUGUGUGCUACCUGUUGUUAUGGAGAUAAAUGCAACGAUGUAUGUUUCGUCCAAGGCAGGGGUAUCACAAGUGGUCAACCAAGCACAUCCAAGAAUCUCUCAACCACCCAGACUUCAUAUGUAACUUCAACUCCUCCAAUGCGCAUAGAUACAGCUGUGGUUGAUACAUCAUACGCCAGUCCUUCAAUGGGUAUAGAUACAGCUGUGGUUGAUAUACCAUACGCAAGUCCAUCAAUGCGAAUAGAUACAAUAGUGGUUGAUACAUCAUAUGUAAGUCCUUCAAUGAGCAUAGAUACAACUGUCGUUGAUACAACAAUUGACGCAUCAUCUACAAGCCCUUUAAUGAGAACAGAUACAACUGUCGUUGAUACAUCAUACGCAAGUGCUUCAAUGAAUAUGGCUACAACUGUCGUUGAUGCAACAAAUGAGGCACACUCCAGUCCCAAUCCUAAAUCCACUGUUUACGCAUUAAGUACCAUGGGACAUACAGCAACAGUAUCUCCAUCGACAAGCACCACACCAUCAAAGUCGACCCAUGGCACUUCCCCUGGAAAUGCACCAUUGUCGAUUGUGUGUCAGGCAGACUGUGAUGGAGGAGCGGAAUGCACUUUUUUAGCAACGUCCCAAAGAUGCAGCAGCCAAGCCCCUUACUGUUUCACACAAAUAGAUAAUGAUGAUUUAGGAAACUAUGAUAUCAGAAAGGGGUGUGCAGAUAGAAACACUUGCAAUACCAAGUGGUGGAAACAAACAUCUGAUGAAGAUCUAUGCGUUAACUUCAAACCGGGGAUUAUGAGCACAUUCACCUGCUCCUACUGUUGUACAUCAGACCGGUGUAACUUCAAGAACGUCAUUCCAACUGUGUCACUUUUUAAGGGGACUGAUUAGUUAUAAUCGGAAACAAUGUUUAAAAUACCUGUGUGUAAGGUUACCAAAUAAACGAGAAUGAAUAAAUUGAA